AUUGUACGAGUUAUUAUAUUCCAUCUGUUUUCAUUGACACCAACAUUUGAUUUACAGACUCGCCAAAAGAAAUCUUGAAAAUAUUCUGAAUAUUUCAACACACUAUAUGGAAUAUAGUUUGGCAAAAACCCAUCAUUUUGAAGACAACAGACGUACAAGACAAAGUUGCAACAUGUCAAACCCAGGAGCGAAAAUGUUUGCGAGAGUGACAUUCUUCCCAACUUUAUUUUACAACAUCGUUAUGGAAAAAAUUACAUCUCGAAAUUGGUACGACAGAAUAGACGAAACUGUUAUAUUAGGCGCCUUACCAUUUCGGCGAUUGACGAAGCAGUUAGUUGAAGAUGAAGAUCUCAAGGCUGUUGUAUCUAUGAAUGAAGACUACGAGCUACUUUUUUGCAAUACAAACAAGGAGUGGCAGCAAUACAACGUAGAAUAUUUACAAUUAUCUACAACAGAUAUCUUUCAAUCACCCUCGCAGGAAAAAUUGCAGAGUGGUGUGAACUUUAUUAACAAAUUUCGUUCUGUGCCAACUAAAAUGCUGGGUAAUUCUAACAGUGUCGAUGUUCACAACAAAUGUGGCACAGUUUACGUUCAUUGCAAAGCCGGAAGAACAAGAAGCGCAACACUGGUAGCGUGCUACCUAAUAGUAAAAAAUAAUUGGACACCCGAAGAAGCAGUAAGCUAUAUACAAACUAAGAGACCGCAUAUAUUACUCCAUACGGCACAAUGGUCUGCGCUAAAAGAAUUUUAUAGAAACCAUGUACAAUCUAAGUCGUAAUCAAAAAAUAUAUUUUAUAAAUUUUUGUUGUUUAAAAAAAAAAAUAAAAUGUUAUAUUUCUAAAACAUAUUCGUUUAUGUAUGGAUUUAAGUUUUGUAUAAAUAAAUAAGAAUUUACUAUAAAAAAUCGCGUAACUUUUCCGUACAUGAGUAGAAAUUACAAGAGUUACUUUAGGAGUGUCUUUCACUGAUUAUUAUUGUUAACAAUUUAAAUUUUCAUAUUUUCAAAUAAUAUGAGUUUGAAUCCUCUAAUUGAUCUGCGCAUUAAAACUUUAAAAGACAAUGUCCAUCAAGAUUUGUGUGCAUUAAAUUCAUUAAAAAUAAUUUCUCACGAGAAAGCUAGUAAUUAUUUUCACCGUUUAUUGAGUAAGUACAUACAGUAUAUUACCGUGUAUUGCGAAAUAUCUUGUUCAUACAGAAAAACAAAUAUAAUUUCACGUGAUGUUGGUUUGAAGUGAUUCGUAUAUAACUGAAAGGACCUUCAAAGAGUCAUUCUUUUUGUUAUGAGAUUAGUUAUUGUCCAAAGAUAAUGUACAAUUAAAAAUAAAUAGUAAUAAAUGCAACUUUUACACAAUAA
Molecule: messenger RNA, 1354 nt
Organism: Pseudomyrmex gracilis
Lineage: Eukaryota; Metazoa; Arthropoda; Insecta; Hymenoptera; Formicidae
Gene: PTPMT1
Product: phosphatidylglycerophosphatase and protein-tyrosine phosphatase 1
Exons: 6
Coding region: 107-778 (223 amino acids)
Biological process (GO): protein dephosphorylation
Molecular function (GO): protein tyrosine/serine/threonine phosphatase activity; phosphatidylglycerophosphatase activity; phosphatidylinositol-4,5-bisphosphate 5-phosphatase activity
Source: RefSeq, a predicted model, not a curated record